UCAAAUAUAUUAAACAGAAUAUGCAAAUUAAAUUAACAGCUUAGAUUUCUUUAUUUAUCUUUUCCAAGUAUAGCCUACUCAAAUUGGUUGAAGGUCAAUAAUAUGUUUCCAAGCACGGGUCAAGGCCCAAAAAAUGUUGUUCAAAAUGCAAGACAAGCAAGAGAAGAACGAGCAUUACAGAAAAAACAAGAAGUUGCCAUCUUGAAGAUUCAAGCACUUGUGAGAGGAUUUCUCUCAAGAAGAAAAUUUUGUCGAUCUUGGAUGGAUGAUAUUGACAUUAUCAUUGGAUACAAAGAAGAAAAACCGUACAAUGUGUCAAAAACUAAGCAUAAUUCAUCUAACACGAACAUUGUAUCAACUUCAAAACCUGCUGUUGAUAAUAAAAUGACACAAGAAUGGCAAUUUAAAUCAUUUUCUUCAUCAACACUCACAGGGACUUAUGGCAAUUUAUCUCUUAAUCAAAACAAAAAUAUUCAGGAUGCUAAUCCGAAUAAAAAUGAAACGAGCGCUGAACAAGCUUCCUCCGAUAAAAUCAACUCCGCACAGACAAGCUCUGUGAAAACAGAAAAUUCUGAAAAUAUAUCUAUAGAAUUGGCUAUAACACCAAAAGUCUUGAAUGGCACUGAAAUAUUCGAUGUUACAAAACGAUUGCUAUUUAUAUUCAAACUUGAACGUGACAAAUGGAGAUUUGAAAAAUUAUGCAAAAUAAUUUUGGACAAUUCAAAUUCAGAUAAAAAUAUAAAGGUAUCAUAUUGCAGUCUUUGUGUAAGUAAACAAUUUGCAUUGCCAUGGAUACAGCAAGUUAAAAAUCUAUUGAAGAUAUGUUGCCGGUAUUUGGUUGUAUUAAAUCCACAAGAGCAUCAUAGCUCACGAUUGAUCAACAUUUGUCUAAAUAUGAUGCUUUUAUUUACUGAUGCAUCCGAAUGGAAAAUAAGUAAAAAACAGCCAGCACUGAAGGUAAUAUUAUCUCAGAUAAGUAACAAUAUUUCCCUCGAUUUACUAAAUCGUUCCUCAAUGCAAAUUCUCGGAUCAUUGCUUAAUAAAAAAGUGGCAUCCAUGCAGACCCAAAAUAAUGAACCUAUAUUACUGGCUGCGUUCACCAUGGCAACGAGACCGCUUAUCACCAGUGGUGUAAAAGAUGACAAUCUAGUCAUUUUUGUUAAAUAUAUUUUAUCAGUUCCAGCGCUUAUCAGCAAUAAAACUAUACCUCAUGGAGUAUCUGUCUUAAUUAAAAAUCAGAUAUUACAUCGAAUUUUAUCAUUACUACAUGGUGAAGGACAGUGCAUAGCUUACAAAAUGUUUGAGAAGAGACACAAUUCAUCAAACACAGCCAUAGAUGUUCUAUGCACUGUCGCGAAUCUUGGACAACUUGCUGUAUUAGAUAAGAAUGCUUUGGAGGGAAAUUACAUGCAGUAUGUGUCACUCAUAAAUCAGUUACUUGAUUAUUUAGUUCAAUGCAGUUGCCAACAAAAUGCAUCCUCUUCUACAACUUGGCACCCAGUUCUCGGGUUUUUCAAAUCUUCAGAAAACGCACAAAAUCAGUCAAUGAGGUUUGUUAAAAUACAGCUUGAAAGUUACUGGAACCCUGCCUUGUUAAGAGCAGUCUUUCGAGACGUUUUGACACUUGAAUCAUUACAUUCUGAUGAUGUCACUCCCACUCAAGCUGAACAACUCGCUACAAAAGUAGUUCAAAAAGCGAAGUUGUCUGAUAGAGUUUCAUCUUAUUUGAAAAAGUUUUCGAUGUCGAAGUCUAGAGUUGCUUACAAACCAACAGGGGGUCGAAAACUCGAAUAUGCGGAGGUAAAAAACACUAUGUCGACCUGUUUAAUGCUAAGAAAGCUGUUGGGUGUCAUUACCAAACAGUUGCAACUUGAAAUGUUAACUGGACUCACUUUUAUGGAUGAAGUUUUAUGUAGAUUAUGGAGAUUUAUUUGUGAAUUGGGAUCUUCUGGCGGACUGAAAUUAUUCCUUUCUGCAUUGACUCUACCACCUGAUGUAGCGGAGCCAUAUUUUGCUGUUUUUACCCUGUUUUGUGAUAUGACAGCGCAUAUUUUAUCCAUUCUUGAUGAUAUUGAAUUUUACGAGGAACAGAUACCUUUUCAUUUGGAAGAACUUGUCACAAUAUCAGAAUCUUUAAAAACCUUUGUAUUUCGAAUCAUUUGGGAACAUAAGCUAUCUAAUCCAGAUCACCAAAUGUAUGGUGUUUUUGAAUCAGCGUUAACAUUACUACUGAUGCUUUAUGAUAGAGAUGCUAGAAGACCAUUUACUCCUAUUGGCCAUUGGAUAUGUAGGGAUGUUAAAAUGAGUACAAUUUGGUCUGAAAUUGAGAAAUCUUCUACAAGAGGCUUAACUGUGAUUGAUAAAAUUCCAUUUGUGAUUCCUCAUAAAGAUCGAGUUGUAUUGUUCAGAUCAUUUGUGGCAACAGAAAAAAAUGCAUAUUAUGAUGAAAUUCCGUCACAUAUUACUGUUCAUCGAAGUCGGCUUUUAGAAGAUGGUUUCGAACAACUUAGCGCGAUGCAGAAUAUAAUGUUAAAGGGAACAAUUCGAGUAAAGUUUAUCAAUGAUCUAGGACUUGAUGAAGCGGGAAUUGAUCAAGAUGGCGUUUUCAAGGAAUUUUUAGAAGAAAUUAUUAAAAAAGUUUUUAAUCCUGACAUGAAUUUGUUUCGAAUUACUACGGAAGAGGAUGGAAAGCUUUAUCCAUCACCAUCUUCAUAUCUCCAAGAUGACCACCUUCGACUGUUCAAUUUCGUUGGACGAAUGCUUGGAAAGGCUGUAUACGAAGGUAUCGUAGUUGAUGUGCCAUUUGCAACAUUCUUUUUAAGACAUUUGCAACAGCAACAUAGUUUAUUGUACAGUCCGCUUGACGAAUUGCCUUCUCUUGACGCAGAAUUUUAUAAAAAUUUAACAUGGAUUAAAAGAUAUGAGGGUGACAUUUCUGAUCUCGAUUUGACAUUCACUUAUGAAGAAGACGUGAUGGGACGACUUGAAACUCGAGAAUUGGAACCUGGUGGUGCAGCUAUUCCUGUUACUAAUCAAAAUAGAAUAACCUAUAUUCAUAAAUUAGCACAUUAUCGUCUACACACCCAAAUAAAAGAGCAAACUAGAGCGUUUAUAGCAGGCUUCAGAUCAAUUGUUAACAAACAAUGGACAUCAAUGUUUUCUGCACCUGAAUUACAAAGAUUAAUUUCAGGUGACAAUGUUGACUUAGAUUUAUCAGAUUUGAAGAAAAAUGUAACUUAUUAUGGUGGAUUCCACUCAUCUCACAGGGUUGUAAAAUGGUUGUGGGAUAUUUUAGAAAAAGAUUAUACUCCACAACAACGAGCUGCUUUUCUCAAAUUCGUUACUUCAUGUUCGAGACCACCUAUUCUCGGCUUUACACAUUUGCAACCAACAUUUUCUAUCAGAUGCGUUGAGGUCUCGGACGACGAUGACACAGGGGAUUCUGUUGGCACUGUAUUGAGAGGAUUUUUCAGAAUAUCUACCAAGAAACAAAGCGGACAAAAGCACAGACUUCCUACGGCUUCAACGUGUUUUAAUUUGUUGAAACUUCCUAAUUAUCCAUCGAAAGACAUUUUAAGAGAUAAGCUCAAACAAGCGAUAGCCAAUAAUACUGGAUUUGAAUUGUCAUAAGCAUUUUUGGGAAUAUACAAGAUCUUCCAGCAUUAUCUGUUGUUUGUCAUUGUUUUGUGUUAAUUUUUUUUCCGGAAUCUUGCCCUAAAAUUUUUAUCAAUCAUAUUAACUGACAAUUGCUUGUUGAGGAUUAUAAUUAUCCUCAUUUAGUGUAGUGUAGGUUUUCAUAUUCACCCCGCGUUUGAGAAGAGAGUCAGCGUGAUGACUUGUUCAGAUGGCCUCUCGUCAGAUUACCAGUCAAUGUGGGAAAUAGUUAAAACAAUUACUAGUUCCAGAUGCAUGGAUUUGAUGGUGGACGAAGCCGUGAACAACCAGUGAUUACAUCAACCUCCCUUCGGUGAUGAGCAGUCCAGCAAUCCUGUCACAUAAUUAUCCCCAUUGCGAGCGCGUUUUCAACUUGGUAUGAUGCACCAACUGCUCGCUGUGUUUCAGAAAUUGGACAGAUAGAAGCUUCAUAUAAGAAGCUUUUCUUAUGACUACCGGUAUUUAUUGUUUUCAAUAUUACUUCUUGAUUAAGAAAAUUGCUUGUUAUAUGUGCUAGAUUUGCUUGAAUCAAUGUUCAGGUAAUCAAUGAUUUUAGUUUGACCUCAUUCUACUUUUCAUAUUAUAUUGAUUUCUGAUGUAUCUCAUGCUCAUGGUUACUAUAUGCUUGUAACAGCUAAUCAGCACUCAGCAGCGUUUAAGGUGGUGUAGAAAAUUUGUCUGAUUUUUGUCUUUUGUGACAAAUUUUGUAAACAUACCGGUAUUAAAUGAAAUAAAUAAAGAAAAACUUUCAUUUUUUUGUGAUGGCAUGCGCAUUGUUUAGACAGUAAUUAUGCCCAAACUAAAAGAUACUGUUCAUUCUAUAAAAAUUGUAACCUUAAAUGCAUUCCAUUGGUGGCUUUUGUAGAUUCGUGUUUGGCCGUAGAAGUACGGUGGGUGUUGAGCAUCUACGAGUUAGUUCAUUAUAGAUGUUAUGUACUGUGAAAAUUUACCUUUCAAAAUUUAUUGUAUAAAGGAAGAAAUUUAUAUGCGAUCUUGCUUGUUAUGAAUCUGAUCUGUAUUAGAUUAUGAUUUUGUUCUUUAUUAUUAUAUAUGGAUAGUUGUCGUAAUUAAAACUUGUUUGUAUCAGUUUUGUUUGGAUUAUUAAUGUUUAAAAUUGGAUAUCAAUUCGUCCAUUGUACAGCGAAAUUAUAAUACGUUAUAAUUUGUGAGAAAAAGAUUUUUGAAAUGUAUUUUUCAAUAAAAGUAUCUAAACUUCUGAUUUCUCAAAUUUCUACUUUUUUCAAGUUAAUCUUUGGAAAUUUCCAAAAGUUGUUCAAAAAA
This is a messenger RNA of Styela clava, 4935 nucleotides long. RefSeq names its product ubiquitin-protein ligase E3B-like. NCBI's taxonomy places the organism in Eukaryota, Metazoa, Chordata, Ascidiacea, Stolidobranchia, Styelidae. Gene Ontology annotation, molecular function: protein binding; ubiquitin protein ligase activity. Gene Ontology annotation, biological process: protein polyubiquitination; ubiquitin-dependent protein catabolic process. The record is from RefSeq and is a predicted model, not a curated record.